AUGCAGAGUGCCACGCUUAUCGUCGAUAAUGUCCCAAGUGGGGACCUAAAGGCAAGCCAGCAAAGGGCGGAAGUCACCAAAGUCGAUCAUUUUCCUGAGGGAAGGAAAGAUGUCCGUGGGAGUGCAAGGGAGGAGUCAACGAAGCGAAGCUAUGCCGUUCCAGAUGAGAUAGACGAAGAGGAUUUACAAGCAGAACUUGAAGCCCUUUCAUCCCCUGAUGCUGACGGGAAUUCGUACUUGGACGAUGUCGUCUCUCAACCGACGCAUUCCCAUUUCUACAAGCAAAACGGAGUUAUGCCCAAUCACGAUCGAAACGAUCCUGCAAGGGCUGUAGCAGCCACUGGAUCCUAA
Molecule: messenger RNA, 351 nt
Organism: Cantharellus anzutake
Lineage: Eukaryota; Fungi; Basidiomycota; Agaricomycetes; Cantharellales; Hydnaceae
Exons: 5
Coding region: 1-351 (116 amino acids)
Source: RefSeq, a predicted model, not a curated record